UUUCCCCCGAAUCAAAAUCCACUUCCCUCUGCUUUUCUGACAGGUGCCAAAUAAAAUUCAAGUGUUUGUAAAAAUUCCCCACGAUGGUCUGAGAAAAUGCUCUCCUCGAACUUUGCAAUUGCGGUGAUCACUAUCGUCCUCCGAGGACUGUUGGACAGAAUUUUGGCUGCCGUACAGACGCCCAUUGUCAAAACUUCGUCCACCCCAUCGUCCACCUCCAUCGUCGUAAUCUCUGGAAUCCUGUUGUUUCUUUACAACCGUCUGGUCAAAUCCCGGAAAAUCCAAGUCACCUAUCCGUCCACCACCCGAAGGAAAAUUCUAGAUGGACGCCUUCACCAAAAAGACUCCAGGUCUUCCUCUGGAAGCGCUAUAAGAAACCAUCAAACAUGGUCCCCGAGGAGGUUCAGACGCCGGUCUAGAAGCCAGUGCAGGAAUAACCUCCUCCAGACCGCGAAAGAGUCUCUGGAGAUGCUUCACGGCGACGACGUUUCUUCGUCCUCCAUGUUUUCGAAGAGCGGCUGCUCGGAGAAGUGUCGCUGUAAAGACAGCAGUGUGCCUAGGACGGAGAUGCCCGAGGCGUCUCCGAGCGUCUACAGCAUCAAGUCCGACGGGGAAGUCCCCGACAAGGUCGAAGACAAGAGGGACGACCCCGCGAACCAGUUCCAAGGUUUCGGGGAUUGCCAGUGGCAGGAGCACCAGAAGAAUCCGCGACGAAGGAAAAGAACGCGGUCCACGAGGAAAACGAGGAGCGGGAAAAUUUAUUCCUCUUACUUAUGAUGGUGUUACUAAAAUAAAUUGUAAUGACUGGUC
Messenger RNA from Zophobas morio, 810 nucleotides. RefSeq lists its product as uncharacterized. NCBI's taxonomy places the organism in Eukaryota, Metazoa, Arthropoda, Insecta, Coleoptera, Tenebrionidae. The coding region runs from base 97 to 777 and encodes 226 amino acids. The record is from RefSeq and is a predicted model, not a curated record. The transcript has 3 exons.